Thalassophryne amazonica is the source of this 1597-nucleotide messenger RNA. RefSeq names its product C2 calcium-dependent domain-containing protein 4C. Bases 175 to 1437 code for a protein of 420 amino acids. NCBI's taxonomy places the organism in Eukaryota, Metazoa, Chordata, Actinopteri, Batrachoidiformes, Batrachoididae. The transcript has 2 exons. The record is from RefSeq and is a predicted model, not a curated record.
CGCAGAGCAGCGCCGCGGAGCGCACAGUAGCACGCACCCGCUCCAAACCGGACCGAACACCUGUUCCUGACAGAAAGCCUCUUCUCCUCUUCUCCUUCUGCCAUUAAUUUCAGAUACACCUGAUUGCACCGGCAGCUCCACACCCACACAGCCCGCCCUCCAUCUGGUGGGACCAUGUGGGUUCUGGAUAAGAUCCGUGGUUCUGUGGAAACUGGUGUGCUGCGACAGGGGGAGAACACAGACAAAGGUGCCACCCAACCCUACAGCAACGUCCUCACUCCUGACAAGAUUCCAGACUUUUUCAUUCCUCCAAAACUGGUCAGCUGCUCCCCAGAGCCUGAGGUUCCUCAGGUAAAGCCCAAAGAGGGGUUACAAGUUUCUGCUUCAGAGCAAGCCAUUGGCAGUGGGAGGAAGAUCAGCAGUCCACGAAGUCCACGUCUGGUAAGCAAACUUGCAGGAGACACCAAGAACUUGCUGAGAGCCGCAAACCGCCACAUCAUUCAGAUAGAGAGUGCAGAUGAUGUUGUGAUUGGCGACACAAAUGCAGACCCCCAGUCUCAGACGGCCAUGUCCUUGCCUUACGUACCCAAGACCCAAACAUCAUACGGCUUUACAACUCUGAAGGAGAGUCCUCACACUCGCCGUAAAGAGUCGCUGUUCCACUGUGACGUCAUUAGUCCCAUAACCUCCCCAAACAGCCAGAGGAAGACUCAGGAGAAAGGCGGAGCCAGUGAAGGGGUUACCCAUCUGAAUCCAGCCAACUGCAACACAUCCCACAUGAACCCUUAUCGCUAUUUCAGUGGUGGGGAAAGUGAUACCUGCUCUUCAGCUGAAUCUUCUCCAUUUAGCUCGCCUCUGCUCUCCCGCUCUGCCUCCCUGCUCAAGCUCUUCACUCAUGAGACACAAGCCAAGGUGGAGAAAGCCAAGCGGACAUUUGCACGCCACAGCUCCCUCUCGACUGAUGAGUGCAGCUCGGCUGAGCCCAGCCCCAACAUUCCGCGACGGCUCCACGUCCCCUCCUUCCACGGUGGUGCCGGAGCAUCGGACCACAUGCUUCACCGGGAGCACACCAUCAACCUGCACAAAGGAGGAACGAUCAGGAUCAGCGCCAGCUACGACUCCGGAACUUCCCGCCUGCUCAUCCGUGUCCUGGCAGUGGAGAGUCUGUACGACAAACACUUCGAUAUCAAAAGCAUCAACUGCUGUGUGUCGGUGUACCUGAACCCGGGCAAGCAGCAGAAGCAGAGGAGCAACAUCAUCAAGAACAGCCGCAAACCAGAGUUCAACGAGGACUUCUUCUUUGACUCUAUCAGCGCAGCUCAGGUGAAGAAACUGUCUGUGAAGUUCAAGGUGGUUAACAAAGGCACCAGUCUGAAGCGGGACACACUGUUAGGUGAGCGGGAGGUGCUUCUCACGAAGCUCCUUCCAAGGCUUUAAACCGCACGUUCUGCAAGUCACCACAGGCAAAAACGUCAAAGGAUGCUGACUCAACCUUCAGUUAGGCUCAGAUUUAUAUACGGUUUGCUCUUCAUCAUUUUUAUUCAGUCACAAAAAUAAGAAGUGAGGGAGAAAAUGACCCAUGAGAGAUUUGGCUGAA